Messenger RNA from Aspergillus sclerotioniger CBS 115572, 996 nucleotides. Its product is annotated as NAD(P)-binding protein. Bases 1 to 996 code for a protein of 331 amino acids. The record is from RefSeq and is a predicted model, not a curated record. The transcript has 3 exons. NCBI's taxonomy places the organism in Eukaryota, Fungi, Ascomycota, Eurotiomycetes, Eurotiales, Aspergillaceae.
AUGGUGAUGCUCCGAUUAACCGUCGAACAGUACCGAAAGCUGCCAGUUCUAGUAGACGAGAAGACUUGCAUCGGAAAGACCUUUAUCAUCACAGGCGGAAACUCCGGCCUGGGCCUUGAGACGGCGCGACACCUUGUUGCGGCAUCAGCCGAGUGUGUCGUGCUGGCCGUGCGGAAUCUCCAGGCGGGCGAAGCUGCUAAGAAUGAUAUUGAGAAGACGACUGGUCGGAGGGGAGUUGUACAGGUACGACAUAUAGACAUGUCGACGUACGCGUCUGUCCAAAGCUUCGUAAAGAGGAUAACAGAUGAGCUCGACAGAAUUGAUGGGUUUAUCUGCAACGCGGGACUCAUGAUCGAUGCGUGGUCGCAGUGCGAGGGCAUGGAGACAAGCAUGUUCGUCAAUGUUAUCAAUACUGUUUUCCUCGGUGCUCUCAUGAUGCCUAAACUGAAAGAGUGUGCGGAGAGGUUCAACAUCAAGCCUACUCUUGUUUUCAUUGUUAGUGUCCUGGGGUACACUGCCAAAAGCGAGUUGGAGAAGAGUCGCAACAAUGUCAUAUUUGACGGGCUCAAUGAUCAGAAGCGGGCUAAUAUGGACUCGAGGUACGCCCUCACCAAGCUUGUGGCAGAGUGUGCUGCCCGCCAGCUCGCGGCUCAAUGUCCUGUCGAGCGCACGGGUGUUGUCAUCACCAUGGUCGCGCCUGGGCUUUGCACCACUGGCCUAGGUCGUGAUGCCCGGACCUUCACCAAGGUCAUGCAUGAGGCGGUCCGGGCUAUGAUGGCACGAACUGCUGAGGAGGGCAGCCGAACAAUCUUACACGGUCUGGUGGUGGGUGAGCAGGGCCAUGGCAAGUUGCUGUCCGGCUGCAAAAUCAAGGAAUAUUGGGUGCCCACGUGGCUCACCAAUGAGGAGGGUCAGACGUUGCAGAGGCGCAUCUGGGACGAGCUUGUCUCCAGGCUGGAGUUGGUACAGCCCGGAUGCAUCUCACAGCUUACGUAG